CGUGGUGGACUAAGGCCGUGAACUAUGGAGGGCAAUGCGGUCAAACCUGAGUCCGCUGUUCACGAGCUCUAAGAUCCGCAUGAUGGUGCCUUUCAUAGUAGAAGUCAGUGACAGAAUGGUCCAAGCACUAAAAACAAGGAUACAACAAUCUGAAAGUGGGUACAUUGACUUAGAGGCCAAGGAAGUGACCGGUAGAUACGCAGUGGACGUGUUGGCCUCUUGCGCGUUCGGACUCCGCGUCGAAUCCCACUCCGAGGACAAUGAGUUCUACGCCCAUACGAGGGCCAUGACCAACUUCAAUUUCUUGCGCUUCCUGAAGACGUGUGCUUUCAGGAGCUUCCCGACCAUCACGAAAUGGUUGAACAUAUCUCUGGCACCCCCCGGUACGGCCAAGUUCUUCGAAGACGUGGUGAUGAACACCAUAAUACAUCGAGAGGAGCACAACAUCGUGAGACCGGACAUGAUCCAUCUCCUCAUGCUUGCUAAGAAAGGACUAAUCCCAUUUGAGAUAAAAGACAAAGCAGGUGACGAAGGAUUCGCCAGUGUGGAGGAAGCAGGUCAGAGGAAAUAUCAUGUCGACUGGACUUAUAAAGACCUGGUCUCACAAGCGGUGUUGUUCGUGUUCGCGGGCUUCGACACAGUCUCAUCCAGUAUGGCCUUCAUGUUCCACCAGCUGGCCAUCAACCCUGUAGUGCAGGAGCGGCUGUACCAGGAAAUAUCGGAGAACGAGGAGAAAUGCGGAGGGAAGUUCGAAUACACCAACAUUUCCAAAUUGACCUAUUUGGAUAUGUUUGUGUCAGAAUGUUUGAGAUGUUGGCCUCCCGGAGGAUUCAUGGACAGACUCUGCGUGAAAGAUUACAACUUGGGCAAACCUCGGCCUGACGCAAAACACGAUUGCAUUGUUCGUAAGGGAGAAUGCAUCGGACUUCCCUAUUGGGCGUUCCACUACAAUCCCAAAUUCUUCCCCGAUCCAGAGAAGUUUGACCCAGAACGUUUUUCAGAAGAGAACAAGGAUAAGAUCAAACCGUACACCUACCUGCCUUUUGGAGCUGGGUUUAGAAAUUGCAUUGGUUCGAGACUUGCACUACACGAGGUCAAGAUUUUCCUCUACCAAAUGGUGCUAACUUUCAAAUUUAGUGCUUUUGAGAAGACGCCUCCUCGAGCCCAGCUUGUUAGUCAAGGAUAUGACAUGGAAGUCAAAGAUGGGGCCUGGGUGCGACUGCAUAUCAGAUCAGCGUAAAAAAGCCAAGAACUUGCAAAUACAAAUGAAUUACAAUUAGAUGAAUAAAUUUAUAUAAAUAAAAAUCUGUUACGAUAUGUAUGUAAGAGCAUUACUUGAGAACGGCUUGACUGAUUACUUUUUUUUUGACUUCCUAAUUAUCACAACAAGGUGUGUACCAGAUAAUAAUUUUGAAAAUUAAUGGGACAAAUACGGGAAAAAUUGACAAUUUAAGUGUUAUUUUUGUAUGAAAAUAUGCUUUUAAUGGAUAUCUUUGAGAGAGUUUAAUUGGUUCCAACUUUAAUCAUAAAACAACUUUGCGCCCGACAGGUGGCGCUGUUGUCGACACCUUAAAGAUGAAAGGUAGUUUACAUCAAAUGUAUGGCCCACUAGUAAUGGAGUUAUAAUAAAUGUAUGUCGUCUGUCUGAUAUAAUCUUGAUAAUAAUAGAUGAAUUCAGAACAUAGUAUCUACUAUUACCGUCUACAGCCUGUUUAUUUAUAGUGUAUUUAUUAUUACAUUUGCGUUACAGUGUAAUUCAUAAACACAGUAUAGCAUUAUUAUUAUUCUUAAGUUUUCUACUAUUUUUUAUGUAAUUUAUCGCCACCUUACUUAUUUAUACAGAACUAGAUUUAUUAUCCGGGAUGAGCGCCAUCUAGUUUAAUUCAACUAAACUAAUUUAUAUUGUAAUACCAUAAUAUUAUUACACCGCCAUCUAUUAAGUCAAUAAGAAAUAACAUUAAAAUAUAUUGUGAACUCUAGAUGGCGCUAUAAUCGUUGUAACAAAUAAUAUUGUAAUAAAAAAGUGUUCCUAUUUAACCAUUUUUUUUUUAUAGAAAAGAAUAUUAAUAAAAUUAUCACAUGUAUACAAUAAGCCUAUAUAACUUCAGCUAUAA
Manduca sexta (tobacco hornworm) is the source of this 2114-nucleotide messenger RNA. Its product is annotated as cytochrome P450 9e2. Gene Ontology annotation, molecular function: iron ion binding; oxidoreductase activity, acting on paired donors, with incorporation or reduction of molecular oxygen; heme binding. NCBI's taxonomy places the organism in Eukaryota, Metazoa, Arthropoda, Insecta, Lepidoptera, Sphingidae. The record is from RefSeq and is a predicted model, not a curated record.